Messenger RNA from Silurus meridionalis, 2440 nucleotides. RefSeq names its product lipoprotein lipase (gene lplb). NCBI's taxonomy places the organism in Eukaryota, Metazoa, Chordata, Actinopteri, Siluriformes, Siluridae. Bases 95 to 1636 code for a protein of 513 amino acids. Gene Ontology annotation, biological process: lipid metabolic process. The transcript has 11 exons. Gene Ontology annotation, molecular function: apolipoprotein binding; lipoprotein lipase activity. The record is from RefSeq and is a predicted model, not a curated record.
CCAUGCCCCCACAUUCACAUCCAGCCAAUUAGAAAGUGCCAAGAGACACGCUUCUGGUAUAAAUUUAAGGAGCAGCCACUCGCAGGACUCUACUAUGGGAAAAGAAAUAAUCUGGGUGUUGAUCACCGGAUUUUCUGUUAUUUCAUGUGAGUCUUUGUUAAAUUCAUCUGACAUACGUUCUGCAGGUAACACAGACUUUAGAAACAUCCAGUCCAAGUUUUCGUUAAGAAACGCAGAGUUCCCGGAUGAGGACUUGUGCUACCUCGUGCCUGGAAUAAAAGAGACUGUAUCAGACUGCAGAUUUAAGCUCGAUGCGCGGACAUUUCUGGUGAUUCACGGCUGGUCGGUUGCAGGACUAUUUGAAAGCUGGAUCAGCAAGCUGGUGUCGGCUUUGUUCGAGCGCGAGCCCAACGCCAACGUCAUCGUGGUGGACUGGUUGGACCGUGCCAGCCAUCACUACCCCACCUCAGCUGAAAACACCCGACUAGUGGGCAGGGAUGUGGCCCACUUCAUCAACUGGUUAGAGGUUAUAGGCUACCCACUUGAGAAGCUCCAUGUUAUGGGGUACAGUCUGGGUGCACACGUUGCAGGCAUCGCAGGAAACCUGUCUAACAACAAAGUCCAUAGGAUAACAGGCUUUGACCCGGCUGGCCCGACCUUUGAGCAUGCCGAAAGGCCAAACCGACUCUCUCCUGAUGAUGCGAAAUUCGUUGACGUCCUGCACACGAACACCAGAGGCAGCCCGGAUCUAAGCAUCGGCAUCCAGAGACCCGUAGGCCAUGUGGACAUCUACCCUAAUGGUGGCACCUUUCAGCCUGGCUGCAGCCUGCAGAACGCCAUGAGGAUGAUUGCUACAUAUGGCUUGCACAACAUGGACCAGCUGGUGAAGUGCUCCCAUGAGCGCUCGGUGCACCUGUUCAUCGACUCGCUGGUAAAUCAGGAUCAGCAGAGUCUGGCUUACCGCUGCAGCUCCAAAGAAGCUUUUUACAAAGGCCUGUGCCUCAGCUGCCGCAAGAAUCGCUGCAACAAGCUGGGUUACAAUGUCAACAAGGUCCGAACAGCCAGGAGCACCAGGAUGUACCUCAAGACACGUGAGAUGAUGCCCUACAAAGUUUUUCAUUACCAGAUUAAGGUACAUCUGUUCAGCCAGAAUGAUUUGGCCUUGGAUAACCAGCCUGUGAAAAUAUCUCUGUAUGGAACUCUUAAUGAGAAAGUAGACAUUCCAAUAAUUGUGCCGAGCAUGAUCACCAACACCACCAUCUCUUUCCUGGUCACCUCGGAUGUGGAUGUAGGGGAUCUGCUGAUGCUUAAGAUUCAGUGGGAAAGCGAUUCAUACCUGCCAAGCUUCUUCAGCACAAACCAGUUUCUGAUUCGCAAAAUGAGAAUUAAAUCCGGCGAGACGCAAGCCAGAGUGUUUUUCAGACCCAAGGAUGUGGAUUUUGCCCGGCUCACUCAGGGCUCCAACAAAGUGAUCUUUGUAAAAUCCAAAAGCAACAAUCUAUACAGCAGGAGAGAGCAGAGGUUGCACAGGCUUAAAAUGCAUGGCAGCUUCUUCAAGCAGGACAAAAACGAGACACCGGCAGAUCCGGAAACGCAAACAGAGAUGAGCAGAAAGAUGGUCAAGCAGAGUUCCUGAGGCGGGUGCUGUGAAACGCAUUGCUUUUAUGAUCGAACGAAAGAGUUUGGAGGUUUUAUCAUUUGUAUACAAUUUAUAUAAGGUGGGCCUGUAUGCAGUAUUAGAACAUUAGAACAACAUUAAUUGUGACUGUAGGAUAUUUUGUGCAUAAUCACAUCACAAUUUGCUGUUACAUAGCACUUUUUAUGUUCACUUGUAUUCUAUUGUAUUAAUGCUACUUUAAAAUGAUUUGGUGUAUAUAUAUAACAUAUCCAGUAUGUUUCUUGCUUAAAUAUCUCUUACAUAACAGUUCAGAUCUAGGAUUCAAUGCUACAGCUACCUCUGCUACAGAAUUCAACAUUCCAACUGGGAAUUCAUAUUUAAAAAAACAGCCAAAAUUCCAGGCAAAGAGUGUGUCUUUUUUAUUUUUGCAGUUUUUAAUGUAUAAUAUUGUUCGUCUUAUGUGUCUGUAAUAUAUUUGUACUAUAACAAAUGCCUAGAUUCUCAAUGUACAGCAUAGUCGUAGGUCAGAUCUGUAGAUUUUACCUGACCGGUUUUCCAGAAUCAUUAGAGCACAGAGAUUGUACAUCUUUUUGGAGAUUCUUUCUACCAGUUAUAAAGUAGAAAUUGAGCCAAUAUGAUAUUAGAUCUAACCCUUAAUCAUGCAAGUGCUGUUUUACCAACAAUGCCUUUGUUUUGGAUAUUUAUUUCAAGCUGUCUUACUUUGUAUUGUGUAUAUAUUGUGUCAUUAACAUGAAAUCUUGUGAACUUGUAUUUGCAAAUGUAAAGUAUAUUUCCAUACAUAAAAAAAAUGCUUUAUGUAAA